CCGAAUUUUUUCAUAUUUUCUUACAUUGUAGUAACGCUUUGCAAUAGCUGUAUGUUUGUGCGCCAGUACUUGGUGUAAUCUCACACGCACCGACAUUGAGCGAAGGCCAUCUUAUUGCGGGUAUGCUACCAUCUGCUCAUUCACGAGGGCUCGCUCUGCAGCGUGUCGCGUUCUCACGAUCGGUACGACCGAAGCGUAUAAAAGCCGCAUGCAUGUGGACAUCGGUGCAUUCUUGGUGCUAGGACGUGUACGCAGUCAUCAUGCUGAAGCUGGUCUCAUUCGUUUGUCUUCUAGGAGCGGUCUUCGCCGUGCCUCUCAACCAACGUCAAGCAUGCGGUGUGAAGGCAAUAGAGCACAUACCGGGAAACGGUAGAGUGACGGGAGGAACCGAAGCGAUACCGAACAGUUGGCCGUGGCAGGUGUCGCUGCGAUACAUUCCAGUGAGAGAUUCGCAUUACUGCGGUGGUACUUUGAUCAGAGACAACUGGAUCCUGACUGCAGCCCACUGUGUGACAAUGCCCGGUUACAACAAACCCGAGAACGUUAGGAUCUAUGCAGGCUCUCACCACCUAUCUAAGGAUGACACAUUCGAGCAGAAAAGACAGGCUGUCAAGAUUGUCAAACACGCCGGGUUCAGCAUGCUUGGCAAUGACCUUUCAGAUGACAUCGCGUUGAUAAAGGUAGAUCCUCCGUUUACUCUCACCGAUCAAGUCUCUCUCAUGUGCCUACCUGAGCAAAAUACACCUAUCGAAGCAGGCACGAUGGUUUACGUAUCAGGAUGGGGAACGACUCAAGAUUUUAACGACUACCCCAACUCUCCACCAUCGGAUGUUUUGAAGCAGAUGUACGCUCCUGUCUACGACUGGGAUAAGUGCAAGGCCUCCACGCUGAUGCACUACAUAGGUCUCAAAGAGAACAUGAUUUGCGUCGGCUAUGAGGAGGGCGUUCACGAUUCCUGCAAGGGAGACAGCGGCGGACCCGUGUCCAACGACGAUAGCGGCCUGUGGACGAUUCACGGAAUCGUAUCCUGGGGCACAUCCUGCGGGAAGCCAUCGGAGCCAACUGUUUACACCGAAGUCGCUAAAUACGUCGACUGGGUCAUGACUCACCUUGACUAAGCUAGUGGCAUACCCUGUUCCGACCAUUGCUUGCGUAAUAAGGCGGUAUAUUUCCAUUACGUUAUGAAUUAAUUUUCCAUCUAAUUUCGACAGUCAGUAAAAGUUUAUAUAAGGCAUGUCCAUAUUUUCGUCGUUACACUUGAAUAAAUUUU
Molecule: messenger RNA, 1270 nt
Organism: Priapulus caudatus
Lineage: Eukaryota; Metazoa; Priapulida; Priapulimorpha; Priapulimorphida; Priapulidae
Product: trypsin-like
Exons: 7
Coding region: 261-1118 (285 amino acids)
Biological process (GO): proteolysis
Molecular function (GO): serine-type endopeptidase activity
Source: RefSeq, a predicted model, not a curated record